Molecule: messenger RNA, 4000 nt
Organism: Alligator mississippiensis (American alligator)
Lineage: Eukaryota; Metazoa; Chordata; Crocodylia; Alligatoridae
Gene: DAB2
Product: DAB adaptor protein 2
Exons: 14
Coding region: 253-2361 (702 amino acids)
Biological process (GO): positive regulation of endocytosis; receptor-mediated endocytosis; negative regulation of canonical Wnt signaling pathway
Cellular component (GO): plasma membrane
Source: RefSeq, a predicted model, not a curated record
GGGCUAGUCCUCAGCUGCCAGCAGCUGAUUGAAACCAGCGCUGCCGCCCGCCCUGAGUGGCUAACGAGGCGGCCGGCGAAGGGGCGCCGCCUAUUUAAGCUGGGCCGCGGGGGUAGGGAGCUCGUCAGCUACAGCCCCGGGUUGUGCAUGAGGUAAAAUUAUGCCUUCUAACUGACUAUCUGGACUUACAAUUGCACAGCGAGUGUUGCUUUCUCUAGUGCCUUUUGGAGUUGUGAGGUGUGCCUCCAUCUCAUGAUGUCUAAUGAAGUAGAAACGGCUAAUGUUGGCACCCAGCCUGACCAACAGGCAGUGCCUAAAGCACAGCCUUCAAAGAAGGAAAAAAAGAAAGGGUCAGAAAAAACUGAUGAAUUUCUCUUGGCCCGAUUCAAAGGAGAUGGUGUAAGAUAUAAAGCCAAGCUUAUUGGUAUUGAUGAUGUCUCAGAAGCAAGAGGAGACAAAAUGAGCCAGGAUUCAAUGAUGAAGCUAAAGGGAAUGGCAGUAGCAGCACGUUCCCAGGGACAACACAAACAGAGGAUCUGGGUGAAUAUCUCCCUCUCUGGUAUCAAGAUAAUUGAUGAGAAAACUGGGGUGAUAGAACAUGAGCAUCCAGUCAACAAAAUCUCUUUUAUUGCUCGGGAUGUGACUGACAAUCGUGCAUUUGGUUAUAUUUGUGGAGGAGAAGGCCAGCACCAAUUCUUUGCCAUAAAAACAGCACAACAGGCUGAACCUCUAGUUGUGGAUCUUAAGGACCUUUUCCAACUAAUUUACAACAUGAAGAAAAAGGAGGAGGAAGAUAAGAAAAAGAAUGGAGAUGCCUCAUCUACUGAUCAAGCUGAUAAGAAACUGGGUGUUGACCAGAUGGACUUGUUUGGUGAUAUGUCUACACCUCCUGAUGUGAGCAGUCCCACAGAAACUAAAGAGAUCCUGUUAGUAGAUCUUGAAUCUGAAAUUGAGAGCAGUAAAACUUGUAUAAAAGAGGAGGAUCUCUUCUUGAAUGGCAUCGCAUCUCUUCCACGACCAAAGCCACAGCCAUCUUUCUUGCCUGAAAGCUCUUUCUCUACCAAUCUCAGCUUCUUUCCUACACCUACUCCAGAUCCUUUUCGUGAUGAUCCAUUUGCACAAACAGACAAAUCUGCACAGCCUGCAUUUGAUUCUUCUCUAAAGCCUGCAGAUCAGAAGAAGGAAAGUCUGAGUGGCUUGACUGUUCCAGUGGGGAAUGGUGAUAUUGACUAUUUUGGUAAACAGUUUGACCAGAUUUCUAAUAGACCUGGCAAACAGGAAAUGCAGACAAGCCAGUGGCUUUUUGAGAGUAAGCAGCCUGCAGCAAGAACACCAAAUGGGGUACCAGAGAGAGAACAGAAUGGCUUUCUUGCCAAAUCUCCAGUAACUCUGUUGGCAGAAAGCCAUGUCAAGGGAGUAUCCCUUCACAAUGGAGUAAAGCUGGACUCUGAAAGCAACAUCCAGCUUAUGUCACAUGACUCAAUAACAAUAAGCCCACCUCCACAAAGUACCAAGCCAGGAAGAGGGAGGAGGCCUGCCAAGACUGCAGCAAGUGACUUGUUUGGCUCAGAUCUCUUUGCCCCUACUGCUACAGAGAGCCUAGGCUUGACUUCAGCAGCACAACCUGCCCCUGUGCAAACCAGCCCACUGGACCUCUUCAAAGCUAGUCCUACCACAGCACCUCCCAUGACUGGUCUAGGUACCUUGCCAGUAACUUCAGUAUCACCAUGGAGUACUCAGUCAUCUGUCUUCAGUCAGGCUGCAUCAGUAUUUCCUGCAUCAGUAAUGGGUGCCCAGCCUACAGGCUUUGCCCAGCCACUUAACUUUGGUACUCAGCCUGCAUCCUUUCCAGCCCCAGCACCUGCUCAGUCGGCUGGUCUCUGGGGUCAGCCAGCACGCGUCUCUCCUACUGCUUGGGCACAACCAUCCACCAUUACCAAUCCUUUCCAGAGCACCAUAUUCCCUCCUACCACACUACCUGCUCAGUCAUCUAUCCCAGCUACUAGCCCUCCACAGCCACCACCUAGAACUGCACCUCAAAAGGAGGCUUCCAAGAAGGAAAGUGAUGCAUUCACUGCAUUGGACCCUCUUGGAGAUAAAGAAAUGAAGGAUGUAAAAGAAAUGUUCAAAGACUUCCAGCUGUCAAAACCACCUGCAGUACCAGCAAGGAGGGGAGAGCAGCAAAGUCUACCAGAACCAUCAAAACCUGCUCCUAGACAAAGCACUCUGCCAGAUAAUGGCCUGUUUGACAGCCCAUUUAAAACUGAUCCUUUCAGUGCCCCUUCAAAACCCUCUACGGCACCUGACCAACCAUCAACUUCUGAUCCAUUUGGUGAUCCUUUUGGAAAUCCAUUUGCAUAAAUUUUGAAACCCAGGCAUAACCAACAAAGAACAAACAAAUUGGAUACCCUGACACUACUGUCUACUUGUUUCUUUUUUUUUUUUUUUUUUUUUGCAUUGGCUGCCUAGAUCAACUGAUGUUCAUCCAGUGUUGCAUCUUUCUACUCGGCAAACUGAAAUAACCUGCAGUUAACAGCAUCCAAUGUAAAGCGGAGAAAUGUCCACAUUUUUAUGCUGGAGAUGCAAAUCUUAAGUUUCUGGAUGCAAAUUUUCUAUAGCCUUUAUAGUUCUUCCUUUUGGGAGAAACAGACAAGUCAUGUGAACACAUCUUGCUAUUUCUAAAUCUAGUCACUUACAAAGAUGGUAGCACUGACUAUAAUGAACUGAACACAAAGUUGAAGAUGAAUUAUUCUCUCCAGGCAGGGGAAGGGAUUACUAGCUUAAGUUCUGCAUCACUUGAGUCUUUCCUACUCUACCUGAUGGGAUCACUUGCUCCUCCUUUCUUUAAACCAUUCACUUGCCUCUGUCUUGGAACUUAUCCCUCACACUUUAAAAUAGACAUAAUCCAGACAGAAGUACAACUAGUGGUGAAAUGUGGCGCUCUCUCUUAUGCUACUUUGGUGUGCAUCUUUAUUGUUUCAAGUAGGCAGUAAAAAAUCCUGCCUGCCAAUUUCUCCUGGCAACUCCACCAUUCUGUGUUUCUCCUUUGUAAUUUAAGGGACUAAAUUCUACACAGCAGCAGAACUUUUGAAAAAAGCAAUAAUUGUAAAGGAGAAACUGAAUACACAACUUAGCUUGUCACAACUCUAAGCAGCUAAGUCUGAAGAGAGGGCCAUGGAUUUAAAUCCCAGGUUUAAAUCUGGAAUGUAACAUGUACUUAAGACAACUUUGGUUCUAACACCUUGGUGCUACAAGGGUCUUUCAGGGAAACAAAUCAAUGAAGAUGCUGGAUUCUUCUUAAUUGGCUGGCAGAUAGAUGGAGAAUGGAACAAGCAGAUAAGCUUUUGUUUGGGUUUUUUCCUCUUUGGUGAAUGUACCUGAUGGUUUGAACUUGAAUCAAGUGCUUUGUCACACAUUGACAUGGCACAGCUCCUCCAGUAUGUUGGAAGGCAAAAUGACGACAAUCUUACUGAUUUUUAUGACUUCCAUGCCUUGGUUUAAUGUAAAUUUGAGGUACCACUUCCAGUGAUUUAUAGGAGAUAUGGUCAUCCCUAUUUAAACAAGGCAGUGCCUUUUUGUAAAAAUCUGUACUAACAGAUUUAAUAGCUAAAUUGGUCAUGAUAACCUUGGGUCUAAUCCAGACAAUAGUUAUAACUGAUCAAUGUCUUGUUGGUUUUUCUAUCUGAAAUGGGGGCAGGGGGGACACAAACUUGAAAUAUUAUUAUGCUUCUGUAAUUAAUAAUAAAAGCAGAUAAUUAAUCAUACUUAACUGGACAGAACUAGAAAAUCAACUUGAAGGCUCUUUUUUAGUGACCAAUUCAGCCAGUCAUUCAACUUUUUUCUGUACAUAAACUUUCCUUGUGCACUUUCUGCAAUGAAGAAAAAAAAAAAAAAGCCUGUCUCAAACUGGAAAUGUAUGGAUGUUACACUGUCUAUAUAAACUGUAGUUUCCCAAGAAAUGUUACCUAUUGACAUUAAAAGAUGCAGCUCUUGAAAGCAA